This is a messenger RNA of Penicillium daleae, 4632 nucleotides long. RefSeq names its product ATP-binding cassette glutathione S-conjugate transporter YCF1. The transcript is spliced from 6 exons. The record is from RefSeq and is a predicted model, not a curated record. Gene Ontology annotation, molecular function: ATP hydrolysis activity; ATP binding; ABC-type transporter activity. NCBI's taxonomy places the organism in Eukaryota, Fungi, Ascomycota, Eurotiomycetes, Eurotiales, Aspergillaceae. Bases 1 to 4632 code for a protein of 1543 amino acids. Gene Ontology annotation, cellular component: membrane. Gene Ontology annotation, biological process: transmembrane transport.
AUGUUGGAUGGUCAUACGCAGAUGGUGCUAGGGGACUCCCAUGUGGGAGACCUCUCGCCGUCGCGACUCGCCUCCGCUUUCGACCACCGCCAGCGACAGGCCUUCUGCGGUGAUCCGGAGGGCUGGGGUCCGCUCAGCUUAAAUGGCUUCUAUCUCACUUCGUGCUUUGUGGACGUAGCUGUCGCCCUCGUCGCCGUGUGGGGUUCGUUGGCCGGUCUCGCUGCGCUCUGGAUGUUACUGAAGAAGCGUAUCCCGCAGCCCGUCGCAAAGAAUUGGCAUUUCUAUGCUAAGUUGACCGUUCUCGCUGCUCUGAUCUUCGUCACCGCACUCCAAGCAGCUUUGCAUGCCGAGACUCAACCCAAGACCUUCUUUGCCGAUUUCCGAUUCUGGUCCUCCCUCUUGACGCUCGGCUCGCUAGGUGUGAUCUUUGCUGUGCAGUACUAUGAACAUUGGCGGAGUCGACAGCCGAAUGGGGUCGUUCUGUUCUAUUGGCUCUUCUUCAUCAUUGCCUAUGCUGUUAAGCUGCAGUCACUUGUCUCUCAGAAGACUUAUCUGCAACACCUACCAACCUUUGUCUGCGUGAAUGUCGGCCUGGGUCUUUCCUUGCUAGAAUUCGUGUUGGAAUAUUUCGUUCCUAAGAAGCAAAGUGCAUACGACGCCCUCGGUGACGAAGAUGAAUGUCCCUAUAACUAUGCCGACAUCUUCUCAGUCCUUACAUUCGGCUGGAUGACACCGAUGAUGAAGUUUGGCUAUAAAAACUAUCUGACUCAAGAUGAUUUGUGGAACCUUCGUCGUCGCGACACUACCCGAGUGACUCUGGAUGACUUGAACACCGCGUGGGAGGAGGAGCUCGAAAAGAAAAAUCCCUCCCUCUGGAUGGCUCUUUUCAAGGCAUUUGGCGGUCCGUACGUUCGGGGCGCGAUCAUCAAAUCGGGCAGUGACAUGCUCGCGUUUGUUCAGCCACAACUGCUGCGAUACUUGAUCACUUUCAUCGACUCGUAUCGAAGCCCGGACCCGCAGCCGGUCAUUCGAGGUGUGGCCAUUGCCCUCGCAAUGUUCGUAGUCUCGGUCUGCCAGACUAGCUGUCUCCACCAGUACUUCCAGCGAGCCUUUGACACUGGUAUGCGGGUCAAGUCAUCUUUGACCGCCCUUAUCUAUGCGAAGGCAUUGCGACUGUCCAGCGAAGGUCGUGCGAGCAAGACUACUGGUGAUAUUGUCAACCACAUGGCUGUUGACCAACAGCGUCUUUCCGAUCUGACCCAAUUCGGUACCCAGCUGCUGUCGGCUCCUUUCCAGAUCACGCUGUGCAUGCUUUCUCUCUAUCAGCUUGUGGGACCUAGCAUGUUCGCUGGUGUUGGUGUAAUGAUUCUGAUGAUUCCCCUUAACGGUGUCAUUGCACGGAUGAUGAAGAAGCUCCAGAUCAUUCAGAUGAAAAACAAAGACUCGAGAACCCGGCUGAUGACUGAGAUCCUGAACAAUAUUAAGAGCAUUAAGCUCUAUGCUUGGAACACAGCAUUCAUGAACAAGCUCAGCCAUAUCCGAAAUGAUCUAGAGCUGAACACUCUCCGCAAGAUUGGAGCCACGCAAUCUGUCGCCAACUUUACCUGGCAGUCAACUCCUUUCCUCGUCUCCUGCUCCACAUUCACCGUGUUUGUCUUGACGAGUGAUAAGCCUUUGACUACCGAUAUCGUCUUCCCCGCCCUAACACUCUUCAAUCUGCUCACAUUCCCGCUUUCUAUCUUGCCCAUGGUCAUCACCUCCGUUAUUGAGUCUACUGUGGCCGUGAAGCGUCUUGUGGAGUACUUCACUGCAGAGGAACUUCAGACCGACAGUGUCAUUUACCAGGAUCCAGUGGAACAUGCUGGAGAUGAGUCGGUUCGUAUUCGUGAUGCCACAUUCACCUGGGACCGCCACUCUGGAAUUCCUGUUCUCAAGAACAUUGACCUGAGUGCCCGCAAGGGUGAACUCAGCUGCAUUGUUGGCCGUGUUGGCGCUGGCAAGUCUUCCCUGCUCCAAUCCAUUCUUGGCGAACUAUGGAAGAACCAAGGUGAAGUCGUCGUUCGUGGUCGCAUCGCAUAUGUCGCGCAGACCCCCUGGGUCAUGAACGCUAGUGUCCGUGAGAAUAUUGUGUUCGGACACCGGUGGGAUCCUGCCUUCUAUGAUCUUACUGUAGAGGCCUGUGCUCUUCUUGACGAUUUCAAGAUCAUGCCUGAUGGUGAUCAGACCGAAGUUGGAGAGCGGGGAAUAUCUCUCUCUGGUGGUCAAAAGGCAAGAUUGACCCUCGCUCGUGCUGUUUAUGCUCGUGCAGACAUCUACCUCCUUGACGAUGUUCUUUCCGCAGUGGAUCAGCAUGUCGGACGUCACAUUAUCAACAAGGUCCUCGGUAGUUCCGGUAUCCUCAACGGUAAGACCAGGAUUCUGGCCACCAACGCAAUCACUGUCCUCAAGGAGGCGGACUUUAUCGGUCUCCUGCGUGACAAGACCAUCAUUGAGAAGGGCACUUACGAGCAGCUUAUGGCCAUGAAGGGUGAAAUCUCAAACCUUGUCCGUACAAACCUGGCCGAAUCCGAAGAUGAACGUUCCCCCAGCGUCUCAGACGAUAGUCUUGCCAGCCCCAAUGCAUCGGAAGAUGCAGCCGUCAUUGAGACUGGCGAGGAUUCGGACAGCGAAGACUUGGAGGAGCCUGGCUCUCUUGUUCCUAUCAAGAGCCAUGGUGACACCCACAGAAGGACAAGUACCGUCACCAUCCGCCGAGCUAGCACAGCGACUUGGCAAGGCCCGCGUCGCAAGCUUGGUGACGAAGAAAAUGUUCUCAAGAGUAAGCAGACCCAGGAGAUCUCACAGCAAGGCAAGGUCAAGUGGGGCGUCUAUGGCGAGUACGCAAAGAACAGCAACAUUGCUGCUGUCUCUGUCUACCUCUUUGCACUUUUGGCUGCUCAAACUGCCCAGGUGCUUGCAAACUACUGGCUUAAGCACUGGACCGACUACAACGAGGCUCACGGUCGCAAUGAGAGUGUGGGCAGGUUCAUUAGUAUCUAUCUGGCUUUUGGUCUGGGCUCGUCUCUCCUAGUGAUUGUCCAGAACUUGAUUUUGUGGAUCUUCUGCUCAAUUGAGGCCUCCCGCAAGCUUCAUGAGCGCAUGGCAUUUGCCAUCUUCCGUUCGCCCAUGAACUUCUUCGAGACCACUCCAUCCGGCCGUAUUCUGAACAGAUUCUCCAGCGAUAUAUACCGUGUCGAUGAGGUCCUUGCUCGAACCUUCAACAUGCUUUUCGCCAACUCUGCUCGUGCCGUCUUCACCAUGAUUGUCAUUUCCACUACCACGCCCGCGUUCUUGCUGCUGGUUAUUCCUUUGGCCUGGAUCUAUCUCAGCUACCAGAAGUACUACCUCCGAACCUCCCGUGAGCUGAAGCGUCUGGACAGUGUCACCCGCAGUCCGAUUUAUGCCCAUUUCCAGGAGUCUCUCGGUGGUAUUUCGACUAUCCGUGCCUACCGCCAAGAGAACCGAUUUGCUCUCGAGAACGAGUGGCGCAUGGAUGCCAACCUCCGGGCUUACUUCCCAUCCAUCAGUGCUAACCGAUGGCUGGCAGUCCGCCUUGAGUUCAUUGGUUCGAUCAUCAUCCUGGCCUCUGCUGGACUCGCCAUUAUUUCUGUCGCAAGUGGAAGCCUUCUUUCGCCCGGUAUGGUUGGUCUGGCUAUGUCCUAUGCUCUCCAGAUCACCCAGUCUCUCAACUGGAUUGUUCGCCAGACUGUCGAAGUUGAGACGAACAUUGUCUCUGUUGAGCGUGUGCUCGAGUACGCAAACCUGCCCAGCGAGGCGCCCGAUGUCAUCUUCAAGCGCCGGCCUGCCGUUGGUUGGCCCGCUCAAGGUGCUGUCACCUUCAAGAACUACAGCACCCGGUAUCGCGAGGGUCUUGACUUGGUCCUCAAGGAUAUCAAUCUUGAAAUCAAGCCUCACGAGAAAAUUGGUGUUGUCGGACGCACUGGUGCGGGCAAGAGUUCUUUGACAUUGGCUCUGUUCCGCAUUAUUGAGCCCACUGGUGGUACCAUCAGUAUUGAUGGACUCGACGUUUCCUCUAUCGGUUUGUUCGAUCUCCGUGGCCGCCUCGCUAUCAUUCCUCAGGAUCCUGCCAUGUUCGAAGGCACUCUCCGUGACAACCUAGACCCACGCCAUGUUCAUGAUGAUACGGAGCUCUGGAGCGUCCUAGAUCACGCCAAACUGAAGGACCACAUUACCAGCAUGGAAGGCCAACUCGAUGCCCAGAUUCAGGAAGGAGGAUCCAACUUGAGUCAGGGUCAACGCCAGCUAGUCUCUCUUGCUCGGGCCUUGCUCACACCUAGCAACAUCCUUGUCCUGGAUGAGGCAACGGCUGCAGUCGACGUGGAGACGGACGCGCUGCUUCAACGCACUCUGCGUAGCGAUAUCUUCCAAGACCGAACGAUCAUUACUAUUGCGCAUCGCAUCAACACAAUCAUCGACUCAGAUCGUAUCGUCGUCCUUGACAAGGGCCAAGUGGCGGAAUUCGAUACUCCAGCCAAUCUGAUCAAACAGGGCGGUCGCUUCUAUGAGCUCGCAAAGGAGGCUGGCCUGCUUGACAGUGAUGGCCUCGCCAGUUCUUCCUCGCAAAUAGCAUAA